ACACCCACACCCACACCCUCACCCACACCCUCACCCACACCCACACCCUCAUCCAUACUCUCACCCUCACCCAUACCCACACCCUCAUCCAUACUCUCACCCUCACCCAUACCCACACCCACACCCUGACCCUCACUCACACCCUCACCCUCACCCUCACCCACACCCUCACCCACACCCUCACCCACACCCUCACCCUCACUCACACCCUCACCCACACCCUCACCCACACCCACACCCAUACCCUGACCCUCACUCACACCCUCACCCACACCCUCAUCCAUACUCUCACCCUCACCCAUACCCACACCCACACCCUGACCCUCACUCACACCCUCACCCUCACCCACACCCACACCCUCACCCACACCCUCAUCCAUACUCUCACCCUCACCCAUACCCACACCCUCACCCUCACCCUCACUCACACCCUCACCCACACCCUCACCCACACCCUCACCCUCACCCUCACUCACACCCUCAUCCAUACUCUCACCCACACCCUCACUCACACCCUCACCCACACCCUCACCCACACCCACACCCAUACCCUGACCCUCACUCACACCCUCACCCUCACUCACACCCACACCCACACCCUCACCCACACCCUCACUCAUCUCACCCUCACCCAUACCCUCAUCCAUACUCUCACCCUCACCCUCACCCUCACCCACACCCUCACCCAUACUCUCACCCUCACCCCCACCCUCACCCACACCCUCAUCCAUACUCAUACCCUCACCCAUACCCUCAUCCAUACUCUCACCCUCACCCUCACCCUCACCCACACCCUCACCCAUACUCUCACCCUCACCCCCACCCUCACCCAUACCCUCAUCCAUACUCUCACCCUCACCCCCACCCUCACCCACACCCUCACCCAUACCCUCAUCCAUACUCUCACCCACACCCAUACCCUCAUCCAUACCCCCACCCUCACCCAUACUCUCAUCCAUACUCACACCCUCACCCAUACCCUCAUCCAUACUCACACCCUCACCCAUACCCUCAUCCAUACUCACACCCUCAUCCAUACUCAUACCCUCACCCAUACCCUCAUCCAUACUCAUACCCUCACCCAUACUCUCACCCUCACCCAUACCCUCAUCCAUACUCAUACCCUCACCCAUACCCUCAUCCAUACUCACACCCUCACCCAUACCCUCAUCCAUACUCACACCCUCAUCCAUACUCAUACCCUCACCCAUACUCUCACCCUCACCCAUACCCUCAUCCAUACUCAUACCCUCACCCAUACCCUCAUCCAUACUCACACCCUCACCCAUACCCUCAUCCAUACUCACACCCUCACCCAUACCCUCAUCCAUACUCACACCCUCAUCCAUACUCUCACCCAUACCCUCACUCAUACCCUCAUCCAUACUCAUACCCUCAUCCAUACUCAUACCCUCACCCAUACUCUCAUCCAUACUAAUACCCUCACCCAUACCCUCAUCCAUACUCACACCCUCACCCAUACCCUCAUCCAUACCGUCAUCCAUACUCAUACCCUCAUCCAUACUCAUACCCAUACCCUCAUCCAUACUCACACCCAUACCCUCAUCCAUACUCACACCCAUACCCUCAUCCAUACUCACACCCUCAUCCUCACCCACACCCAUACCCACUCUCACCCAUAUCCUCAUCCAUACCCACACCUUCAUCCAUUCUCACACCCAUACUCUCAUCCAUACUCACACCCAUAUCCUCAUCCAUACUCACACCCAUACCCUCAUCCUUACUCACACCCAUACCCUCAUCCAUACUCACACCCUCAUCCUCACCCACACCCAUACCCACACUCACCCAUACUCUCACCCAUACCCUCACCCAUAUCCUCAUCCAUACCCACACCUUCAUCCAUACUCACACCCAUACUCUCAUCCAUACUCACACCCAUAUCCUCAUCCAUACUCACACCCAUACCCUCAUCCUUACUCACACCCAUACCCUCAUCCAUACUCACACCCUCACCCAUACCCUCAUCCAUACUCACACCCUCAUCCAUACUCUCACCCAUACCCUCACUCAUACCCUCAUCCAUACUCAUACCCUCAUCCAUACUCAUACCCUCAUCCAUACUCAUACCCUCAUCCAUACUCAUACCCUCAUCCAUACUCAUACCCUCAUCCAUACUCAUACCCUCAUCCAUACUCAUACCCUCAUCCAUACUCAUACCCUCACCCAUACUCUCACCCUCUCCCAUACCCUGAUCCAUACUAA
Rhinichthys klamathensis goyatoka is the source of this 2226-nucleotide messenger RNA. RefSeq names its product cell surface glycoprotein 1-like. NCBI's taxonomy places the organism in Eukaryota, Metazoa, Chordata, Actinopteri, Cypriniformes, Leuciscidae. The record is from RefSeq and is a predicted model, not a curated record. The transcript is spliced from 2 exons. The annotation marks the transcript as partial.